Messenger RNA from Sinocyclocheilus rhinocerous, 1822 nucleotides. Its product is annotated as epidermal growth factor receptor kinase substrate 8-like protein 1. Lineage: Eukaryota; Metazoa; Chordata; Actinopteri; Cypriniformes; Cyprinidae. Gene Ontology annotation, biological process: regulation of Rho protein signal transduction; Rho protein signal transduction; positive regulation of ruffle assembly. The record is from RefSeq and is a predicted model, not a curated record. Gene Ontology annotation, molecular function: actin binding. The transcript has 16 exons. The coding region runs from base 162 to 1715 and encodes 517 amino acids. Gene Ontology annotation, cellular component: vesicle; ruffle membrane; plasma membrane.
AGAAAGGGGGAGGGUAUGAGAAGAAUGACAGAUCUAGACAAACAAGCUUAGCCUGAACACACUAAACUGAAACAGCGACUGAUGCAGUUCUUUGCCGAAGACUUUGUGGCUGUGUGUAAACAGAAGAUGUGACAGAAGGAGGUGCACACAUCUAACACACGAUGGCUGCUCCCCCAGUUAUCCCUAGGAGACAGUCUAAGUCUACAAACGACACAGCUGCUAACUUACGUCCCAUAGGUGUAAAUGCAUUAAAUGGAGGAAACAGAGUGAAAACAGAUACACAUCUGAUGCAUGCACAGAGAGAAGUUGAGCUGGUGAAUUACUGUUUUGCUGAUGUGGAGCGUUUCAUGGCCCGUCUGCAGGAGACAGCAGACGCUAAGAACAUUCUAGAGCAACUGAGCACUAAGAAGAAUAGCAAAAAGAAGGAGAAGAAGAAAAGCAAGAAGAAGAAAGAGCAGGAUGAUGGCCCUCUCACACAAACGGUGACCCCGCCAUCAGAACAAGAAUUUGUGGAUAUUUUUCAGAAGAUUAAAUAUUCCCUCUGUCUACUGGAUCGCCUGAAGAUGAAAAUCUCAGAGCCAACCGCAGAAGAACUCUUGCACCAUGUCUUCAUCCCUUUGCACUUGAUGGUAAAGACCACAGGUGGUCCUGAGUUGGCAGCAACAGUCUCCAGCCCCGCUAUGACCAGUGGAGCAAUCUCUCUACUACAGCAGAACCUUAAUGAACAAGAGAAACAACUGUGGAAUUCACUCGGAUCAAACUGGACCAUGCCAUACCCUCAACUCGGCAAGACUGUGAAUCAAUACACACCUGUCUUUCUGGAUGGUUGGCAGCCAAUGACCAUAGACGCAUACGGACAACCCAUCGAGGACCCCAUAGAGUCCCAGCACAAACAUGAAGCACUUAUGCAGACUCAGCAGGCCCGUCUAACUGUAUACCAGGAACAUGACGGGAUGGAAGACUCCUUGCCUCCUCAUGAAGAAAGGCUGUACCGUUGCAGUUAUGACUUUGUGGCACGAAACAGUAGUGAACUCUCAGUAUUACAUGGAGAAACUCUGGAGGUGUUAGAGUCAUCAAAGCGAUGGUGGAAAUGUAGGAAUGAAUACAGCCAGAUUGGUUUUGUUCCACAUAAUAUCCUCGAGCCAAUCAAUCACGCAGAAGUUGACUCUUCCAACGUAGUAAUGCGCAAGCAGUCCAUGAAAGCUCCUAUUCCUCCCCCAGGAGGAGGGAGGUUCUCCUGUGUUCUACCCAGUUCCACAGGCAAAAAUGCAUUCCACCCUGAUCCACGCCCCCACAGUAUGCCACCAAUUGGAGAAAACGGAGAUAAAGUAUUUUUGAUGAAUGAUGAGCUCUUGCAGCGAUUGGCUAAUGGUAAAUCAGCAUCAGUACGUCCAGUGGUAAUUAACAAAGCAAAUGAGACAACAGCACCGCUGGACUAUCACUCCUCUCAAACUGAGGUUCAGGGGUGGCUCAUGGCCAAAGGCUUCAGUGAUUACACUGUACAGAGUCUGGGUGUCCUUACGGGAGCUCAGCUCUUCUCUCUGAAUAAGGAGGAGCUGCGUGCUGUUUGUCCAGAAGAGGGAACCAGAGUCUACAGCCAGAUCAUGGUGCAGAAAGCACUGCUGGAGGAUGAGCGGAAGGCCACUGAGUUGGAGGCCAUAAUGAAGAAACAGAAGAUGAAAGUUGAUCUGAAAGCAGAGGGUGGAGAAUUUUAAUGGAUAUCACUUUCACUCACACAUUCAGACAAGCGUUUAUGCUAAUGAUUUUACAGACAGGUGUGGCAUGAAUUAAGAUCUUUUUAAACAUAAUGCUCUUUGUUGGU